AGUGUCAGGAGGGAGAUUACAGUCAGCAGCAAGCUAUAGGAGCGGGCUGCGGAGUAUGUGGACCCCGCUGCGGGGACAGGCUCCGGGCGUCCCGCUCGUGUUCGGUCGGCCAUUCCUCGCCCUGUCGCCCCGCAAGUGCACCCCUGCGCACCCAUGAAGCCCCCGCUGAUGAAGCCCCGACCUGCCAGAGUGAGGCGGAAAGUGGCCGGAGACAGAGAGCAUGUGUUGGCGCGUCGGGUUUGCCUGGACGCGGUCGUGUGUGGUUGAUCUUGGCCAGAACCAGAGCCUCUCCUCCGGCCUGCUGGGCUCCGAUGAGACGCUCUCGUUUUAUGGGUACAUCAUCGCCUACCCCCUGCAGGACUACGGCGGGAUCAUGUCGGCUUUGGGCUCGGACUCUUGGUGGCGGAAGACGCUGUAUUUGACUGGAGGGGCUCUGCUCGCUGCUGCUGCUUAUCUGCUGCACGAAUUGCUGGCCAUCAGAAAGGAAGAAGAGCUGGACUCUAAAGAUGCCAUCAUCCUCCACCAGUUCUCCCGGCCUAAAACUGGCGUCCCGUCCCUGUCCCCCUUCUGCCUUAAGAUGGAGACCUACCUCCGCAUGGUGGACUUGCCCUACAAGAACUACUUUGAUGGGAAGCUCUCACCGCAGGGAAAGAUGCCAUGGAUUGAGUACAACCAGGAGCAGGUGUGCGGCUCCGAAUUCACCAUCGACUUCCUGGAGGAGCGGCUGGGCGUGAGCCUUAAUAAGAGCCUGACACCACAGGAGAAGGCUGUGUCUCGUGCCAUUACCAAAAUGGUGGAGGAGCACUUCUACUGGACAAUUGCUUACUGUCAGUGGAUAGAUAACUUGGAAGAGACCCAGAAGAUGCUGUCAGUGAGCGGACCACUGAGCGAACUGCUUAAGUGGAUCCUGAGUCACCUGACUGGUGGGAUUGUCCAGAGGGAGAUGUAUGGACAUGGAAUUGGACGCUUCUCUAAGGAGGAAGUGUAUGCCCUGAUGGAGAAGGACAUGCGUACUUUGGCCACUAUACUUGGUGAUAAGAAGUACCUUAUGGGCUCUAAGCUUUCGACAGUAGACGCUGCAGUGUUCAGUCACCUGGCCCCAGCUAUGUGGACCCUACCAGGAACACGGCCGGAGCAGCUCAUCAAAGGCGAGCUCAUCAACCUUGCCAUGUACUGUGAGCGCAUCCGCCGGCGUUUCUGGCCUGAGUGGUUUGUGGACCUGGAGGACUUCUGCUACAGUGACAGCACAGAGGACAAUUACUCGCCCUCCAAACUCCCUGAUCUGGGCCUCUACUCUGGCACAGACAGCUUCCAGGACUGUACAAAUACGCACACUCCACACACCAACACGCCACAGGUCCCGCCGUCGCCAGACAGCGACCCUACAGGCCACUCACUUUAUGACUCUGAUAUGGACACGGAGUGCUCUGAAAUGGACCAGCUGAAGUGUUGACAACACAUGAAUGCAUAGUACACACAACAUUUCAACGCACAUCACAGAGAGCAGCUGCGUUAAACCUGCACACGUGCUCCCCAACCUCUUUGAAGAGAUAUUGUGGGGAGUGUUUUUGUGUCAGUGGAGGAGGGGAGAACCAAGAGGUUCAACCUGCACACUCUAGUGAAGGAACAACUACUGUCAGGGCAAGCAGAGCGAGAAAGAACAAAGGGUAAUUAAAAGGCAAACAAGUGACAAGUGAAGAGGGAGUAGAAUGAGAAAGUAGCCGACAGAGAAGGCAGAUCAAAACAAGAAACCAGGAGUAAAUGACGCCGCUGCUGAGAAACUCCUCUGCGUGGUCAUUUACAGUUACAACUUCAACCCAUCCUGUUGUAACAAUGGCAGUUUACUAUGUGUACCCCUUGUUGUCCCUUGUAGCAACCUCACACAUCCCGGCCUUGUGUGUGUAUUGACUAACUGAACCCGUAACGCCUUGUGUUAAUGAGACAGCGGCAAGUAAGGAACUGUACAGGAUUUAUCCGGUGUACAUAUAUAAAUGAAUCUAAUUAAAUAGAUAGAAUAUUUGAUUAUAUAUGAGUAUACAUAGUUUAGAUAGCCUGAACAUGUAGAGUCAUCUCCUCUGUGUAAAUACUGUGGGUGUUUCUCCUUUAAAAUCCCUCUGUGUUGGACACAUCGACUGAAUGGUCUUGUAAAAGUCCAUGCAAAGACCCCUUGACCUCCUGUACUGUAUGCAUCUGUCUACACCACUAGGAUAUUAGAGUAAUGCUUGCUGCCCAUAUUAAAAUAAUGCAGUAAAUUAUCAUGGGAGUUAUGGAAAGUUAACCUCAAUCUGCCAUAAGUACUUUGAAACUAUCUUUUAUCUUUUUUUUACCAAAAUAACUUUUGUUUCCCACAUAAGAAGCAUAAUAUGAAAACAUGCAGGUGCCUGUGUUGUUUGGAUUGUCAUUGAGUAUCGUAGCUUUAGGUUAAAUUGACAGUUAACAUUCAAGCAGUGAGCGAGUCAAACAAUCAUAUAGAAAUAGAUUAAAUAGAUAUAUCGCCUGAGUGAAAGUGCAUGGCUGGUACGUGCCACUGAAAAUCCCCCUUUACACAUCAUGUAGAUAAUGUUGUCUACAUUUAUCUGCUGUCUUAUUUUAUAAGUUUGUUUGUUUUUGGUGCCUCUGAUUUAAUUAGCCAUAGAAAGAUGUAGCCAAUGAAUGCUGAAGAAAUAGUCCUUCAAAAUGAUAUAGAAAUGUUGUUAAGCAAUAACAGAACAGACACAGGUCAGCUCAUAUCAUUUUAAUACCAGGCUGGGCUGCAUUGCAUCUGAGGUGUGAAAUGAUAAGAUACUAGUUUUUGUGUGUGUUUGUCACUCAGCAAAUGCACAUAAACACAUUGUGAGUUCAGACUACUUAUCUGACUGUAAGCAAGGGGUGUACAGUACAUCUGCUAUGAGUCAUCCUCUGUGUGUGGAGGAUGGCAGAGUGGUGACGUAUCACACAGCUCAGCAUUUUCUUUCCUAUCACACAUACACACACACACACACACACACACACACACACACACACACACACACACACACACACACACACUGACUCAUGAUGUCAGUAUUGUUCAUUGAGGUGAAAGGAAAGGUGGUGGAAUAGCUCAAGUGCUGUGCUAACAUCAAUGAAAUUCCUUUUUUUGGGGUGGGUAACUAUUCAUGUUGGUAUUGAGAGUGAAUCUUCAAAGAUAGAUGGACAUUGGGGCAAUAUUUUAAUAUUUUAGCCAAAAUUGAUUACAAAAAAAGCCUUCAGUGCCAGUUGGUUAACUGCUGUAGCUGGUUAGCUAGCUGCCUGGCUUGCUAACAGUAAGUUAGCACACUUGCUAGCUCAUUCAGUUAACUCCUUAUAAAAUGCUUAUGUGCUUUAAAAGAGAACAAUUUCAAAUCUUAACUAGCUGUGACAAGACUCAAAAAUCCAACAUUCGUCAAAUACCAGAUGUAGAAAUGUUGCAAAUUAGCUAUGUUUAGCAUAGAUAUGUAGCAGGGCAUUGCUAAUAACAAGUAAAAGCUAUGGAAUCAUAGAGCAGAGGAUGUCGUUAUUACCCUGACAUCCAUUGGUUGGUAAGACCAUGAUGUGUAUGAUGGCUCAGUGGGUUUUUGUGACAAAUAUAAUGCUAAUAUUUUAUGACAACACAGACUUCCAUAUCUCAGCUCAACAACAAAAACAGAACGUCCAAAACAUCAACAUGUUGGCAUCAAAUUAGAACCUACAUCAAGCCAUUUACAAAGACUACUAGGAAGGCUAUUAUAUGUGUGUUUUGCAUAAUCAUUCAAUACAAUAAUAUUUUCUGAAACUGAAAAUAUGAAUUGAAAAAUGUUUUUCUGUGUCUUAUAACCCCUUGGUUUCAUGUUCUUGCCUUCUCUUAUCAUUUCCAGCCUUACAGACACUGACUUCUACAGUUGUUUACUUUCAAUAGUGCCAGCAUAAGACUCAUGUUUUAUGUGUCAUAUUUAUUUAUAACUUAUUUAUUUAUUCUUAUUUUUUAUUUGUUUGAUGGGAAACGUAUUUGUGUUAAAGAAACACCAAUAUUGUUGAUUAUUUUGCACUUUUCUUCUGAUGUUUAAAUGUUUUCUUCUCUCGUGGAGAGUUCCUAUCAAUCAGUCAAUCAUUGUAUUGAUCUGUGUAUGAGUGCAAUAUUGUUGAUUCAUUGACUUCCAUUGACCACUGCAUAUUUUCAUGUUGCCAGUCAUUACAGUAAUUGCAUGUGCGUCCACAUUUUUCAAUGUUAUUUGGUAAAUGUUUGAAUAUCAUGAGAUCAAUAUCAUUGUGUUAAAAUGUUACAGCCCAUCAUCUGCUGCAAAAGUUACGGUCAUGAGAAAACUCAACAUCUUCUACAGAGCUUCAUGUCAAUUAUAACCUUGAAAAACUAACAACUGUAAGGUUGAAUAACACACUGAUUGCUUGAGCUCAUAUCUGCAUGACGAGGUCAGUCAGCCUGCUGAUCAGCUAAUGAUUGGCAUCUCCAAAAUUGUAAAAAAAAAAAAAAAAAAAGACCUUCCUAUCUUGGUCAUUUUCUUCAUGACUCUGAGACCCUCAGUCAUCCAAGGUCAAAGGUCAGGGUAUCAACCCUGUGUCAUGUAUGUGUUGCUCCCCCAUUGAGACUUCUGCUUGUAGACUUUAGAAGCCAUAUUGCAUUGUCUUGUGGUGUUGUGUGUGCUGAAACACUCGUGGAGUCUCAUCAAACUGUAAAUACGACAACCCGGGAAAGGGGGUAAAAAGCAAAUUAAUAUGCGAACAAGAUCUACGAGAAAUCGCUCUGUAUCUUUAAAAAAGAUUCUUUUGAAUGUAUCAAACUUAGAGAUAAAAAGCUGUAUGACAAUGGAUUACUCGUAAUAUUUCAUUAAAUAUAGCUGUGGUAUUUUC
Messenger RNA from Notolabrus celidotus (New Zealand spotty), 4842 nucleotides. RefSeq names its product failed axon connections homolog, metaxin like GST domain containing a (gene faxca). Bases 221 to 1453 code for a protein of 410 amino acids. The record is from RefSeq and is a predicted model, not a curated record. The transcript is spliced from 6 exons. Gene Ontology annotation, cellular component: cytoplasm. Lineage: Eukaryota; Metazoa; Chordata; Actinopteri; Labriformes; Labridae.